This is a messenger RNA of Dromiciops gliroides (monito del monte), 723 nucleotides long. RefSeq names its product outer dense fiber protein 4-like. NCBI's taxonomy places the organism in Eukaryota, Metazoa, Chordata, Mammalia, Microbiotheria, Microbiotheriidae. The transcript has 6 exons. The record is from RefSeq and is a predicted model, not a curated record. The coding region runs from base 1 to 723 and encodes 240 amino acids.
AUGUCUAAUUACUCUUUCCCCAAGCGUGUGUCCAUAAACCAACGUCAACACCACAAUUCCCUUGGGGGAGAGUUUGGAAGAUGGAAGGGGAUUCAGAAGCGCAGAACCUCGAUGUUACCGCUCAGCCAUCGGCUAUUGCACCAAGCCCGCCGCCUCAGCCAUGAGCUGUGUCUCCUGCUGAGCUUGACUGGCCUAGUCAUCAUCGGACUGCUCUCUCUAUAUAAAUCAUGGAUUUGUUUCCACGUUCCAGUGGGUACUCCCGGCAACUUCACCUUCAUCGACAUCUACACCUCUCUCUUUAUUCCCUGCCCAGAGACUGAAUGCAUACUAGAGCCUGACCAGCCACCCUAUUACCUGAGUUACUCGGUCAUCUUCAUCCUCAUGGUUAGCCUCAUCAGUUUCCUUCUCUCCCUGGCCUUAGCCUACUCCAUUAUCUUCUUCACAAGCUCGGUGCCCAUCUUCGACCUCUCCACCUCCAUUGCCAGCUUCUUUUCAGGCAUAGUAUCUAAUUCCUGCUCAUUUGGCCUGUUGCUGUUCCUGUGCGUCGUAUUCUACCUACUUCAGGCACGGAAUUUCCUGCAGGAGGGAAUGACCUACACCCUGGAAAUAAACUACUACCUGACAUGGGUGGGCAUUUUCCUCUUCAUGAUGACAGGCUUCCUUUGCUUCCUCAACUACCUGAAUUUCUGGUCUAUAAUUACACCUGGGGGGUCCUGGCUUUAA